AUGGACCACGACCAGAUCAGACAGAACGAGGCCGGCGCCUACGAGAGCAAGGACGUCAAGUUCGACAGCGCCGCCGUCACCCCCCAGUUCUCCCGCGAUGCCGUCUUCCCCGGCGAGGUCGUCGGCGAGGUCACCGACCUCAACCAACAGGACCUUGAGAAGCAAAAGGCCGCCGAGGGCAGCGCCCACUUCAAACGCCUCGGCUGGAAGCGUCUCACCGUCGUCCUCAUCGUCGAGGCCAUCGCCCUCGGCUCCCUGAGUCUGCCCGCCGCCUUCGCCACCCUCGGCAUGGUCGCCGGUGUCAUCCUCUCCCUCGGCCUCGGCCUCAUCGCCAUCUACACCAGCGACGUCGUCGGCCAGGUCAAGCUCAAGUUCCCUCACGUCUCCCACUACGCCGACGCCGGCCAGCUCAUGUUCGGCCGCUGGGGUUACGAGAUCAUCGGUGCCAUGUUCGCCCUGCAGUUGACCUUCCUCGUCAGCUCCCACACCCUCACCGGCGCCAUCGCCUUCGGCAACAUCUCCGACAACGGCGCCUGCUCCAUCGUCUUCUCCGUCGUCUCCGCCAUCAUCCUGCUGAUCCUCGCCAUCCCUCCCUCCUUCGCCGAGGUCGCCAUUCUCGGAUACAUCGACUUCGUCUCCGUCAUCCUGGCCAUCGGCAUCACCAUCAUCGCCACCGGCAUCAACCAGGGCCAGAUCACCACCGCCGCCUGGUCCGCCUGGCCCAAGGAGGGCGUCACCUUCGCCGAGGCCUUCAUCGCCAUCACCAACAUCGUCUUCGCCUACUCCUUCGCCAUCUGCCAGUUCUCCUUCAUGGACGAGAUGCACACCCCCCGCGACUACGUCAAGUCCAUCUGGGCCCUCGGUCUCAUUGAGAUAUUCAUCUACACCGUCACCGGUGCCCUCAUCUACGCCUUUGUUGGCCAGGACGUCCAGUCCCCCGCCCUGCUGUCCGCCGGCCACACCAUCUCCAAGGUCGCCUUCGGAGUCGCGCUGCCCGUCAUCUUCAUCUCCGGGUCCAUCAACACCACCGUCGUCGGCCGCUACAUCCACGGCCGCGUCUACAAGGACUCCGUCAUCCGCUUCAUCAACACCAAGAUGGGCUGGAUCACCUGGUUGGGCCUCAUCACCGUCAUCACCGUCGUCGCCUUCAUCAUCGCCGAGGCCAUCCCCUUCUUCUCCGAGCUGCUGUCCAUCAGCUCCUCCCUGUUCAUCUCCGGCUUCACCUUCUACUUCCCCGCUCUGAUGUGGUUCAUGCUCAUCCGCGAUGGCUCUCCUUUCGCCACCCAGAACCUGACCAGGACCAUCCUCAACGGCAUUGUCUUUGUCAUUGGCAUCGUUGUCCUUGUCUGCGGUACCUACGCCAGUAUUGUUGAGAUUGAUCUCAAGUUCAAGAGCGGAAAGAUUAGCAGCCCCUUCACGUGCGCUCUUCUUGGCUAA
This is a messenger RNA of Colletotrichum graminicola M1.001, 1437 nucleotides long. Its product is annotated as transmembrane amino acid transporter. The record is from RefSeq and is a predicted model, not a curated record. Gene Ontology annotation, cellular component: vacuolar membrane. The transcript has 2 exons. Gene Ontology annotation, molecular function: amino acid transmembrane transporter activity. Bases 1 to 1437 code for a protein of 478 amino acids. Gene Ontology annotation, biological process: amino acid transmembrane transport. NCBI's taxonomy places the organism in Eukaryota, Fungi, Ascomycota, Sordariomycetes, Glomerellales, Glomerellaceae.